Messenger RNA from Amaranthus tricolor (Joseph's coat), 2161 nucleotides. RefSeq names its product protein NRT1/ PTR FAMILY 3.1. The transcript is spliced from 5 exons. The record is from RefSeq and is a predicted model, not a curated record. The coding region runs from base 282 to 2015 and encodes 577 amino acids. Gene Ontology annotation, cellular component: plasma membrane. Gene Ontology annotation, biological process: oligopeptide transport; transmembrane transport. Gene Ontology annotation, molecular function: transmembrane transporter activity. NCBI's taxonomy places the organism in Eukaryota, Viridiplantae, Streptophyta, Magnoliopsida, Caryophyllales, Amaranthaceae.
UUGUCAAUAUUUUUAUUUUAAAAUUUUCUUUUACUUUGUAAUAUUUUUGUUUUAGAUAAUAUCUCUCACCAUUUAUUAAAUUAUUAUCCACAUAUUUUUUAAAAAAAAUAUCUUUAAUUAUUCUACCAUACAAUUUUAAUGUUUCAACCACUUUUUUAAUUUUUGUGUCGUCUUCUAUGUAUAUCAUAAGAAAUGAGGGAGCAUCUCUUAAAAGAGCCUAUAAAUAAGUUACUAGUCGGACCAUACUUUUAGAACUUGCAACACCGAUAAUACCCAAAAAUAUGGAAACUAUGGAUGUGGAUAAACCAUGCACCAAAUCUAAACAACAAAGGCCUAAGGGCGGCCUUAUUACAAUGCCCUUCAUCUUCGGAAAUGAAAUAGGUGAGAAGUUGGCAGUAGUAGGAUUUCAGACGAAUAUGAUAACCUAUUUAACACAGCAGCUUCACAUACCCUUAACCAAAGCUGCAAACAUCCUUACAAAUUUCAAUGGUACCGGUAGUCUUACGCCACUUCUUGGAGCCUUUCUUGCCGAUUCUUAUGUUGGAAAAUUCUGGGUCAUUACACUCGCUUCCAUUAUCUACCAAAUUGGCAUGAUAAUCUUAACAACAUCAGCAAUAUUACCAAAGCUAAGACCACCAACCGGACAAGAAGCAAGUGGAGGACAACUAGCAAUCUUAUUCAUCUCCAUCUACCUUUUAGCAAUCGGGUCGGGUGGGAUCCGACCCUGUGUAGUCGCAUUUGGGGCAGAACAAUUUGACGAAUCGGAUCCAAAACAAAAGAAUCGGACAUGGAAAUACUUUAAUUGGUACUAUUUUGCAAUGGGAGCAUCAAUGUUAGUGGCAGUCACUGUUUUGGUUUAUCUACAAGACAAUGUUGGGUGGGGUAUAGGACUUGGUGUACCCGCUAUUUUUAUGUCCAUUUCGAUUAUUAGUUUCGUAAUCGGGUAUCGGAUGUACCGACAUAUGGAUCCAUCGGGUAGCCCGUUCACUCGGAUAAUUCAGGUUUGUGUGGCUGCGUUUAGGAAGAGGAAUUUGCCCAUGGUAUGUGAUCCUUGGUUACUAUAUGAGAAUGAGGAACUUGAUGGGUCUAUUUCUAUUGCGGGAAAGCUCCUUCACACCAACCAAUUAAGAUUUCUCGACAAGGCAGCAAUAAUAACCGAAGAAGACAAUCCAAAGGCACCAAAUCUAUGGAAGCUAAACACAAUCCAUAGAGUAGAAGAGCUAAAAUCAAUCAUUAGAAUGGGUCCCAUUUGGGCAUCAGGAAUAAUUCUAAUCACAGCCUAUGCCCAACAGAGCACAUUUUCUCUCCAACAAGCCCAAACCAUGGACAGACACAUCACAAAAUCAUUCCAAAUCCCGGGAGGUUCAAUGACAGUCUUCACAAUCUCAACAAUGCUACUCACUAUAGCAUUCUAUGAUCGCGUCUUUAUCCCUAUAGCGCGUAGAUUCACUGGCCUAGAUCGCGGUAUAACCUUCUUACAUCGAAUGGGAAUCGGAUUAGUAAUAUCUGUAAUUGCAACUUUGGUUGCUGGUUUCGUUGAGAAAAGGAGAAAACAGGUUGCAUUACUUAAUGGACUAGUGGAUCAUCCUCAUCAAACAAUCCCAAUUUCAUUUAUUUGGUUAGUUCCUCAAUAUUCCCUUCAUGGUAUGGCUGAAGCUUUUAUGUCAAUCGGGCAUUUAGAAUUUUUCUAUGAUCAAGCUCCCGAGAGUAUGAAAAGUACUGCAAUGGCUUUCUUUUGGACUUCUAUUUCUUUGGGAAAUUAUUUAAGUUCUAUAUUGGUUUCACUUAUUCAUAAGCUCUCUGCUGGUAAAGAUGGGUCCAAUUGGUUGCCUGAUGAUAACUUGAACAAAGGAAAAUUAGAGUAUUUUUAUUGGUUAAUUACUCUUUUACAGGUUCUUAAUUUUCUGUAUUAUAUAGUUUGUGCUAAAUUUUAUACUUACAAGCCUUUUGAAAUACAACUAAAGAAGGAUAGUGAUGGUAACAACAAUCAGGUACAACUUAUUACCCAUGUAUAAUAAUUAGAUUUUCUUCCUGAUAAUCAUAUACUUCCCUAGAUUUUAAUAACUGCUAUAGUUUCUGUAGCAAUUAUUGUUCAUCAGCUGAUCUUAUUUUGUAUAUAUUUUUUUUUAUAUAAUGUAAAACAUAGUCAAUUACGAUCUUA